CUAAUGUAGUAUUUGACAUCCGCUUUUGAAUUCAGUGGUUUGCGUUUCCGGUUGCCGUGCCUGUCUUUUCAGCUAAAGAUGGCUCCCAAACCGAAACCUACGGAAAAAUCAGGCGCAAAGUCUGGGGACAAAAAGUCCGCAGAGAAAAAGACAGAAAAGAAGCCAGCGACCGCAGCUUCUUCGACGUCGAAAGUAACGAAACCGGCGGCGAAACCUGCAGCUGCCAAAAAGCCUGCAGCCGCUAAACAAGCUCCGGCUAAGAAGCAAGCACCCGCAAAACCAGCGGCAGCGGCGAAAAAACCAGCAGCAGCUAAACCCGCGAAGAAAAUUCCCAAGGGUGGAAAGACACCGGCGACCGUACAAAAGGCCUUGAAAGCACAAAAGAAGAUCUUAAAAGGAGUCCAUGGAUCACGUGUACGAAAAAUUAGGACGUCAGUCCAUUUCCAUCGGCCAAAGACAUUCAGGCCGCCAAGGGAUCCAAAAUACCCCCGCAAAAGUGUUCCCAACAGGAACCGUAUGGACGCAUUUAAUAUUAUUAAAUAUCCGCUGACAACGGAGGCGGCCAUGAAGAAAAUUGAAGACAAUAAUACACUCGUAUUCAUUGUUCAUACGAGAGCAAAUAAAUAUCACAUCAAGAGCUCAGUGAAGAAACUUUACGACAUUGAUGUCAGUAAAGUGAACACAUUGAUCAGGCCCGAUGGUAAAAAGAAGGCGUACGUUCGCUUGGCAAGGGACUAUGAUGCUCUUGAUGUUGCGAAUAAAAUUGGUAUCAUAUAAAUAAUUUGUAUUAUGAUAAUGAUGAAGAUAAAAAAUAUUGAAAAAUUAA
Leptopilina heterotoma is the source of this 826-nucleotide messenger RNA. It is a transcript of the gene RpL23A, whose product is annotated as 60S ribosomal protein L23a. The record is from RefSeq and is a predicted model, not a curated record. Gene Ontology annotation, biological process: ribosomal large subunit assembly; translation. Gene Ontology annotation, molecular function: structural constituent of ribosome; rRNA binding. The transcript is spliced from 4 exons. NCBI's taxonomy places the organism in Eukaryota, Metazoa, Arthropoda, Insecta, Hymenoptera, Figitidae. Gene Ontology annotation, cellular component: ribosome; cytosolic large ribosomal subunit. Bases 79 to 777 code for a protein of 232 amino acids.